Messenger RNA from Mizuhopecten yessoensis (Yesso scallop), 1715 nucleotides. RefSeq lists its product as uncharacterized. Lineage: Eukaryota; Metazoa; Mollusca; Bivalvia; Pectinida; Pectinidae. The record is from RefSeq and is a predicted model, not a curated record. The transcript has 9 exons. Bases 96 to 1538 code for a protein of 480 amino acids.
CUUUGUACAAUAUGACGUCAUAGAAUACUGACGUCAUAUAUAGUUGCAGACAAGAUGGCGACAUGUCGAGGGUAAACAAAUAGCGAUCAGUGACCAUGGAACACUGCUUGCUACGUUACAAGGCAGUGAGAGAUGCAUGCCAGGCAGAACUUUGCAAACAAACUAAAUUUUUAAAAAAAUGGCAAACAGUCAACGAAAGACAACUCAAUCAGGAGGAGCACGCGAUGAGAAUGCAGCUGGAACGCCUACAAAAAGACAAAGCUAGGUAUUCAAUGGAAGCUGAAGCAAACGAACAGUAUGAAGGAAAGAGAAGAUUUUCUGAGUCGGACAGUCACAAUGAACACUUCCGGCGGCACAGUUUCUCGUCGCAUUUGCCAAACAUAGCGGGAAAGAGAAGUUUUCAUUCAAGAGAAGUGCUCCAAAGUGCGCCCAAAAGUCACCGUCAACUGAAAAUGGAAUCGGUAGCACAGGCACAAGCUUCGCAGUGUUCCAUCCAAGAGGUUUCGAAAGACUCAACGGGUCACGUGACGAAACUUCCGAAAAUUCAAAAAGAUGUUGACAAACAUCGAGAUCGGAGAAAAUCUAUGCCAGCAGACAGUGUUUAUGCGAGUAUAGAGCGACGACAUCAUGGCGAUAAACGGAAGAAGAAACAACAUGCAGGGCCAAUGAUUGUUGUAACAGACUGUGCCUGCAGUCCCGAGGCCGAUAUUAUUCUAUCAAUGGAUGAUCAUAAUGAUCAAGAUGGACAUGACGCCAAAGCAAGCUACCAUUAUCUGGAUGGGUUACAACACGGGGGUAGUAAGAAAAGUGUCGAUUCGGUUGCCAGAGGGAGCCACCAUUACAUGGAUCAUGACGCCAGAGGGAGCCACCAACAUCUAGAUCAGUUACAUCACGUAGGUGGUAGGAGAGGGAGCCACCAUUACACGGAUCACCAUGAUCACGAUACAGAGGAACUGACGACACUAUACGAUAUGGCCAUACAGACGGUGGCUUCUGCUAAUGAAUUCGCCUUCACUCAAGUUCAGGAUGUCCACAAGCGCGCCAUGCCAAACUGGAAGGACGAAACUAAAAUUCCGGAUGCAAAACAAAUGGAUUUAUCAUCUCUACAGGAACUUGAGACAUUGUUAAAGGAUGCUCGCCAGUAUAAUACAAGGAAGCAAAAGGAGUCGGACUAUGGUCUACACACGGCGGAGAACCGGCAGCAGAGGCGCAGGCUUCAGUUCCUAGAGGAAAUUCUCCAGGCGUUAAGUGACAACCAUGGCGCCAAGUUUGAUCCUAUGGAGAUGCUACAGUGUGGCUACCUCAGAUUGUCAAAGUCCAACGUCGAACGACUCGAGCAUAUGGUCCGUGAGUCUGGUGUCGAUCCUGGUAUCCAUGCACACAGUGACGUCUUAAAUGAAGACAUCUGGAACGAGCUGCGGGAACUACGUCAGAAAGAAGCCUUGGAGAGGGAACAACUUGAGAAAGAAGUCGCCGGAAGAAAGAGCAGACACAGUGCUAGGAGAGGUAGUGUGAACAGAUACCGUGAAGAGAAAUAACACUGGUCAUAACAUCCUCACUUCUGAAGUGUUGACCUGAAACAUCAAAACAGUCCCCGGAUGAUGUCACUAUUCCUGUUAUUUGAGCCACUGGUUAAUUUUUGUUUUCUUCGAGUGCUGAUACUGAUCAAAAUGUCGUAAAACCCACAUGAGAAAAAAAAAAAAAAAAAUGAAGAA